GCUGUUUUGUUUGUGCCUCGCCAGAGGUUUCGGUUAUGAUGAACUGAACACGAAAGCGAAACUUACAGUCGGUAUUUAAAGGCGCUGAGCAGCGCCCUGCUAUUACACAACACGAAGCGACUGGACUGAAGACAACCGCACAUCGUGACUUGACAGCUCUGAUGAACCAUGGAAAACCAAAACAGGCCACAAGUACAGCAAAGACGAGAUCAAGAGAGAGGUGGUAGAGGUAGAGGUGACAGAAGAGGAGGUGCUGGAGGAGGACCAGGUGGAGAAGACAGAAGACGAGGUACAGGGGGAGGACCAGGUGUAGGUGACAGAGGAGGAAGAGCAGGUGGAGAUGACAGAAGAGUAGGUGCAGGAGGUGGACCAGGCAGAGGUGAUAGAAGAGGAAUUGCAAGGGGAGGACCAGGUGGAGGUGACAGAAGAGGAGGUGGCAGACAAGGGAAUGAGAGAGGUAGAGAUCAGAGGAGAGGAGACAACAGGGAGAACCACAGGCUAAAUGCAUCAAGGGAAAGAGAUGGAGCGGAAGGUGCUCAUAGAGGAGAAAGGGGUGGAGGAUAUGGUCAGAGAGGAAGAGGAAGCCAUGUGAGAGGGAAGAGUAGAGAUGGUACCCCUGAGGUACGUAAACUUGGGUACAAAACACUGGAGGAGCUACUGGAGAAAGAUGCAUCUGAGGUGGCCAUUACUCUCUCCUCCAGUGUGGGUCUGCAGGCUUUGCUGAGCGAGACAACCAUGCGGCAGAAUGUCGUACAGCUGCUCUGCCAGGUUCUCUGCAAAGCUUUUCAGUCUAGGCAUGACCGCAGAAUAGUUCUGCACUUAGCUCAGGUGGUGAAGGACUCUGGCUUCUUCCAAACUGUGCUUCCUCACUAUGUGGCUGGAAUGAUGUCUGAUCAUAUCCCUGCUCGGAGACAGCAGUAUCCACAGCACCUGGACAACAUUAUCAACCUCCUGUCUGGCGUGCUCAGCAUGUUUCCUUCCAGCUCUAUCCGCUCCAUCUCAAUGUUGGUGGCUCUCUUAAAACCAGUGGUCAACCAGCUGCGAGGUGCUGGCAUAGACAUUCGAUACACAAUUGAUGAGGAUCUGGAGAAGAUCCAAGGCAUGGUGGAACACCUCCAAGAGAAAGCAAGAGAGGGGACUUUGAGAUCAGACAACUAUACUGUUCUCAUUGGCAAUGAUGAUACUCCUGAAGGGGAAGAAGACUUCAGGAACAUGACCAUCUACCCAACUCCUGAAGAAUUCCGCCAGGACCAGAAACCUUUUCUGCGGGCUAACAUUAUGUCACAAAGUUACCCCAGUGCCCAUAUCUACCUGGAUACACAUUUUAGGCUUCUGAGAGAGGACUUUGUGAGGCCAUUACGUGAAGGUAUUAGGGAAUUGCUCCAAAGCCAGCAUGAUGAGAGCCUCAGUGGCGUGCCAAUAAGAAAGAGACGCUUCGAUGAUAUCAGGGUCUACUUUGACACUCGAUUGGUCAUGCCUCUCUGCACUCCAACAGGCACCGCCUACAGAGUACAAUUUGACCCACGGCCCCUUCAGUUUGUUCGCUGGGAGAAUUCCAAGCGGUUGCUGUAUGGGUCCUUGGUCUGCUUGUCUAUGGACCAUUUUGAAACUUUCCUGUUUGCUACGGUAUCUAACCGUGACCCCAAAGAACUGAGAGAGGGCCAGGUGCAGUUGAGUUUCUAUAGAAAUAGCCGAGAUCAACUGGCUACCACCCAGGCCUCUCAUUCCUUCCUGAUGGUUGAGACCACUGCCUACUUUGAGGCCUAUCGCUAUGUCCUGGAGGGGCUUCAGGAACAAGAGGAGGAUGAUCUCCCCUUUCAGAGAUACAUUGUAGAAUGUAACCAAGAUGUUCAUCCACCAGCAUACUUUGUGCCAUUUGAGAGAACUUAUGAUCUGGCCUGCAUCGCAGCAGAGGGUCAUAAGGACAGUAUGAAACCAUUUAACCCCCUCAACCCUACUGCCUGGCCGACUGAGGAGCAACUGGGUCUUGAUGACAGCCAGCUCCAAGCCCUUAAACUGGCCCUCACCAAGGAGCUAGCCAUAAUACAGGGUCCACCAGGCACAGGGAAGACAUAUGUGGGGCUAAAAAUUGCUCAGGCUCUGUUACAGAACAGUGUGGUGUGGUCGGCUAAUUCUCCAAUGCUGGUGGUCUGUUACACCAACCAUGCUCUAGACCAGUUUCUGGAAGGAAUCCACAGUUUCUUGCAGAAGGGCAUUGUGAGGGUUGGUGGCCGCAGUAACAGUGAGAUCCUGAAGCGUUUCUCUCUGCGGGAGCUGACCAGGUUGUCAAACUUCCGCAGAGACCUGCCAGCACACCUUAAGAAGGCCUAUUUUGAGAUCCAGAGGGAGAUGCAGGAUGCACAGACCCAUAUAAAGAAACAGUCAAGUUACCUAGAGUGCAGUCUGCGUGGAGUCAUUAAUGAGCGCUUCCUGCAAAAGUACAUAUCUGAUGAGCACUGGGACAGUCUGAAUCAGCAGCCUGAGGUGCUGGGUGUAUUUGCAAAUGUAGGAAAGAAGUGCUCAGUGAUCAUGGACUGGCUUUGCCUUGGGGUGUUUCAGCAACAAACUGGCAAUGAUGAAGCAGAGGCAAAUGAUGAGGGGGAACCAGGAGAGGAUGAUGAGCAGUUUUUGGAAGUGGAUGAAGAGGCGGCUCUGAUCGAGGCUGAAAGAAUCCUGGAGGAUUCAGACCAUAAGGGCCGAGAUGGCCGUGAACGCAGGAAGGAGGAGGAGACCAUAGCGGAACUAGCUGAGAUCAUGCUGGCCAUGAACCUACAUCAAGCUGAUGAACAGCUUUCACAGGGACAGGGACUGGGACAGGGACAGGGACAGGGACAAGCUGAUAAUGAAGUGUGGGAGAUGCAGCGUCACCAGAAGAAGAAGUUAAAGCAGACGGUCCAGAAGGAGUUGAGGAAGAGUGAGGCUAUGAGUGAGGAAGAAGAGCUACAAGUGUGGAAUGUAUGGCAGCUUAAACUAAAAGACAGAUGGAGACUUUACCGCCGCUGGGUGUUGCGGUAUCAGAUUGACCUUCGUGGGAAAGCUCUCCAGGCUGAACAAGUCUAUCAGGACGCUGCAGAGCGCCUUUCUGAAAUCCGUCGCCGCGAGGAUCUGUGUGUGCUCCAACAUGCCAAAGUCAUUGGCAUGACCACCACUGGGGCAGCCAAAUACCGACAAGUCCUGCAGGAGCUCAAGCCAAGGCUGGUGAUUGUGGAGGAGGCAGCUGAAGUAUUGGAGGCCCACACCAUUACCACACUCAGCCGAGACUGCCAGCACCUCAUUCUGAUUGGAGACCAUCAACAGCUUAGACCUAGCACCACAGUAUAUGAACUAGCCAAAAAUUUCAACCUGGAGGUGUCUAUGUUUGAGAGACUUGUCAAUGUGGGAUUUCCAUUUGUCAGACUGAACUACCAGCAUCGUAUGAGACCAGAUAUUGCUCGUCUUUUGACUCCUCAUAUCUACUCAGAGCUGGAGAACCAUGCUUCUGUACUGGAGUAUGAAAACAUCAAGGGAAUUCUGACAAACAUUUUCUUCAUCGAGCACAAGUCCCAAGAGGAGGAAAUAAAGGAUGGACGAAGUCAUCAGAACUUUCAUGAGGCACGUUUUGUGGUGGAACUCUGUCGAUACUUGUUGCGUCAGGACUACCAGCCCUCUCAGAUUACCAUCCUCACCACCUACACUGGGCAACUCUACUGUUUACGCAAGCUCAUGCCCUCAGCUGAGUUUUCAGGGGUCAAAGUUCAUGUUGUUGAUAAGUAUCAGGGUGAAGAGAAUGAUAUUGUCAUAUUGUCAUUGGUGCGCAGUAAUCCUGAGGGCAGGGUUGGGUUUUUGCAAAUACCAAACCGUGUUUGCGUAGCACUUUCUCGUGCCAAGAAGGGACUAUACUGCCUUGGAAACAUGGAUAUGUUUAGCAAGGUGAAGCUGUGGAGUAACAUACUUCACACCCUGAGGGAGAAAGGUCAGGUAGGACGUUUUUUGACUCUGAGCUGUCAGAAUCAUCCAGAAACACAAACCCUGGUGUCAUCUUCAAAUGACUUUUCAAAGGUCCCCGAAGGUGGGUGCAGCAAGCCCUGCGAGUACCGCUUGGACUGUGGCCAUGUGUGCAUUCGCAUGUGCCACCCUUAUGAUGCUGAUCACAAGAAGUAUAAGUGUACCAAGGACUGCCCCAAAGUUCUGUGUGAGCUUGGGCACAAAUGUACUAGAAGGUGCUAUCAGAAGUGUGGUAAAUGUGAGGUACGUUUGGAGAAGAUUGUUCCAAAAUGCCAGCACAAGCAGAAAAUGCCCUGUCAUCAGGAUCCAGAAAAAUUUGUCUGCAGGGUCCCUUGUCAGAAAAAGCUGAGAUGUGGACACCCAUGCCAGGCAAGCUGUGGUGAGCCAUGCACUGUCGAUUGCAAAGUGCUUGUUCCUAUGGAGUUAAAAUGUGGACAUACCCAGGAAGAACCAUGUAGCUCCUUGAGGAACCUUCGAAAUCAGCCAGACUGCAGGACCCCUUGUGACACAGUCCUGAAAUGUGGACAUUCUUGCUCAGGGACUUGCCACAAAUGCCACCAGGGUCGCCUCCACAAAGCUUGUACAUAUGAAUGCCAGCGUGUCCUUCCCUGCUCACACAAGUGCUGUGUGCCUUGCCCAAGAUACUGCCCACCAUGUACCCUCCCUUGUCAAAAUCGUUGUGUUCACAGUGUGUGCAUGAGGAAAUGUGGACAGCCUUGUGUCCCUUGCAUGGAACCCUGUGAGUGGCAGUGUCCACACCAGAGCUGUAGCAAACUCUGCCAUGAGCCAUGUGACCGUCCACCAUGUUUAAAGAAUUGUGACAAGGUCUUGCCCUGUGGACAUCCCUGUAUAGGUCUUUGUGGAGACCCUUGCCCAGAUAAGUGCCGCAUAUGCCAUCGUGAUGACGUGGUUGAGAUCUUCUUUGGUAAUGAAGAUGAGCCAGAUGCUUGCUUCAUACAGCUAGAGGACUGCAAGCAUGUCAUUGAGUCUACCGGCAUGGACCGGUACAUGGGCAUGGAUGAGGAUGAAGGAGCUGAUCUAGACCAGCGCGCUAUCCGGCUGAAGGAGUGUCCCAGGUGUCGAACCCCCAUUCGUAGGAAUGUGCGCUAUGGUGCCCAUAUCAACCGCAGCCUGGCAGAAAUUGAGAAGGUCAAGGAACAGAUCAAUGGUCUGCAGUCUGACAUUCAGAAUAAGCAAAAUGAACUCCAGUUGCUUUUGGAGAAGAAGGACAAUUUUAAGGAGCAUCUUCCUGUAGAGUACUUAAUAAUUACUGAGAGGCUUCAGAAGUCUGGCUUAUCUCUUCUAGACCUCUGGUACCAAGAGAACUUGAUAACAUUCCUGGAGAGCCUUGGGAAGCUAAUAAAGAUGCAAAAAGAUCACAUGUCUUCAGUUAUGGAGGAUUUAUUCUCACUGCGCAUUAGGGAAUGUCUCGAUUUCCUGCUUGAUACAUUCCAGAGAUUCUCCGAUCAGCAGAUGGAUGAUCUAGAACGUGAAAUGAAGAGGCUUUCCUACUUAGCUGAGCUCAAUGUUCGUUGCAGCAUGGCCAAAUACACUGUGCUGGAAGUAAAAGUCAAUGCAGAGGUGAGACAGGCAAGACAGAUUCUGGAGGACACACGGCCAUUCACUGAAAAUGAAGAAGAUAAAGUGAAGGAGAUUUUUAAAGAGCUGGAAAAUAAGCUUCCACACAGUGGCCUGGGUAUCACUGAUGAAGAAAGGGUGAUGAUUGUUAAAGCCAUGGCUCUCCCACAGGGACACUGGUAUAAGUGUCCUAAUGGGCAUAUAUACGCUAUCGGCGAUUGUGGAGGUGCCAUGGAACGUAGCCAGUGUCCUGAUUGCAAAGCUACUAUUGGUGGAACCAACCAUACCCUCACUCAGGGUAAUGAUGUAGCCAGUGAAAUGGAUGGAGCACAACAUGCUGCUUGGUCAAAUGCUGCAAAUUUGAUUAAUUUUAACCCAAGGGAUAUUUAAAACAUUUUGUAAUCCUUACAAUGAAAUUGAAUGGGAUUGCUAUUUUAUGUAUGUAAACAAAAAUGCUGUAUGAAAUUAUGAUUUUAAGACAAUUUUAAAACUGUCUUAUAAUACACACAUCUACCAAUGUAGUGCAUAUUUAUAGUUUAGAACCACAUAAAAAAUCCUAUCACUGUAAAACUUCUAAUAAAAUAAUUGUUGAGGUAUAGCACAGACUUUUUCC
This is a messenger RNA of Pangasianodon hypophthalmus (striped catfish), 6175 nucleotides long. It is a transcript of the gene znfx1, whose product is annotated as zinc finger, NFX1-type containing 1. Gene Ontology annotation, cellular component: nuclear RNA-directed RNA polymerase complex; nucleus. Bases 169 to 5952 code for a protein of 1927 amino acids. Gene Ontology annotation, molecular function: zinc ion binding; helicase activity. NCBI's taxonomy places the organism in Eukaryota, Metazoa, Chordata, Actinopteri, Siluriformes, Pangasiidae. The record is from RefSeq and is a predicted model, not a curated record. Gene Ontology annotation, biological process: regulatory ncRNA-mediated heterochromatin formation. The transcript has 15 exons.